CGGAACAGCGGGUAGUACUAGCCAAUGCCAGCGCAGGAGGCAGAUUUAGCGGAAUAUGGGUGGGAAAAAAAUCCGGCGGUCCUAAUUCAGUGGCCUCAGAGUUUGUAUUUGUUUGUGUUUUUCUUGGUCGUGAAAAAGGGAAAACAAUGGCGAACGUGAAACGGGAGAGGGAUAUCGAUAAUGAAGAAGAGGAAGAGGUGCGAGUGAAAGUGGCCCGUUCUCAUGACACUGAAGACAAAAGAAGCCGACACUGUCCCUACCUCGACACAAUCAACAGGAGUGUUUUGGACUUUGACUUUGAAAAACUGUGCUCAAUCUCUCUCUCGCACAUUAACGUCUACGCCUGUCUCAUCUGCGGAAAAUAUUUCCAAGGGAGAGGCCUGAAGUCUCAUGCCUACACCCACAGUGUUCAGUUCACACAUCAUGUCUUCUUAAAUCUUCACACUCUCAAAUUCUACUGCCUACCGGAUAACUACGAGAUCAUUGAUUCAUCUCUUGAGGACAUCACUUAUGUGCUGAAGCCAACAUUCACCAAACAGCACAUUGCUAAUUUGGAAAAGCAGGGGAAGCUGUACAGGGCCUACGAUGGCACAACGUACCUGCCUGGUAUUGUGGGCCUCAAUAAUAUCAAGGCCAAUGACUACGCCAAUGUAGUUCUACAGGCUCUGUGCAACGUGCCUCCUCUCCGCAAUUACUUCUUAGAGGAGGAGAACUACCGUGGGAUCCGGCGGCCUCCCGGCGACAUCAUGUUCCUGCUGGUGCAGCGCUUUGGCGAGCUCAUGCGCAAGCUCUGGAACCCACGCAACUUUAAGGCCCACGUCUCGCCACAUGAAAUGCUGCAGGCUGUGGUGCUUUGCAGUAAGAAGACCUUCCAGAUCACCAAGCAAGGGGAUGCUGUGGACUUUCUUUCUUGGUUCCUAAAUGCACUGCAUGGAGCUCUGGGUGGAACCAAGAAGAAACCAUCUAUUCUCACAAAAGUCUUCCAGGGGUCCAUGCGGAUCUUCUCAAAGAAACUUCCUCACCCUGAUUUGCCUGCAGAGGAGAAAGAGGCGCUGCUGCAGAAGGAGGAGUAUCAGGAGGAGAUGCUGGAGUCCACUUUUCUGUACCUCACUCUUGACCUACCUACAGCACCGCUCUACAAAGAUGAGAAAGAGCAGCUCAUCAUCCCUCAGGUUCCUCUCUUCAACAUUCUGGCAAAGUUCAACGGCAUCACUGAAAAGGAAUACAAAACUUACAAAGAGAACUUCCUCAAAAGGUUCCAGUUAACCCGACUUCCUCCAUACCUUAUCUUCUACAUCAAGCGAUUCACAAAGAAUAACUUUUUCGUUGAAAAGAAUCCCACCAUCGUCAAUUUCCCCAUCACGAAUGUUGACCUGCGUGAGUAUCUAACAGAAGAGGCCCAAGCUACUGAGAAGAACACAACCUAUGACUUGGUAGCCAACAUAGUGCAUGAUGGGAAGCCAACAGAGGGAUCAUACAGAAUUCAUGUCCUGCAUCACGGUACAGGGAAGUGGUACGAGCUCCAAGACCUGCAGGUAACCGAUAUCCUGCCUCAGAUGAUCACACUGUCAGAAGCGUAUAUACAGAUCUGGAAGAGACGAGAAAUGGACGGUGGUGCAGACAGCCAUACUGGAGCGUGAUGAUACACCCUCAAAGACAUGAUGACAAACCAGAACUGGACCACGUUUUCACUUCACUCUUCAGUAAUAUAAAUAUUAAUUAUUGCUCCAAUUAAUUUGUAUUUCUGUGUGAGUGCUGUGUAGGUUUGUUACAUUUGUUUAUUAAACAUUUUAAUAAUA
Molecule: messenger RNA, 1799 nt
Organism: Pangasianodon hypophthalmus (striped catfish)
Lineage: Eukaryota; Metazoa; Chordata; Actinopteri; Siluriformes; Pangasiidae
Gene: usp39
Product: ubiquitin specific peptidase 39
Exons: 13
Coding region: 147-1640 (497 amino acids)
Biological process (GO): spliceosomal complex assembly; protein deubiquitination; mRNA processing
Molecular function (GO): cysteine-type deubiquitinase activity; zinc ion binding
Source: RefSeq, a predicted model, not a curated record